Messenger RNA from Puntigrus tetrazona (Sumatra barb), 994 nucleotides. It is a transcript of the gene cyyr1, whose product is annotated as cysteine/tyrosine-rich 1. Lineage: Eukaryota; Metazoa; Chordata; Actinopteri; Cypriniformes; Cyprinidae. The record is from RefSeq and is a predicted model, not a curated record. Bases 485 to 940 code for a protein of 151 amino acids. The transcript is spliced from 4 exons.
UUGAGACGCUCUUGUUUACUCUUCGUGUCGAGCUCGGGUCAGGGAUGAAGCCCACGGAGCGGAUUCGUGAAAACACGACUGAAGGGAGAUCUAAAUAUAGACUUCAGGGACGCUGGCGAGAAGAUGAGGCCGCAAUUUGCCGCUAUUGAAGAGGACGGUCGUGUCGUUCCUGAGAUAACGUCCACGUUCGCGUCGUGACGGCGGAGGCGCAUCCAGAAGGACCGGGCGACGAUCCUGGGGGAGGGGAUCGAGGCGAAGAAAAGAGAAUAGCGCGAGGAAGAAGUUCAAGACAAAGAGGAAGGAGUCAAACGAGAAGUUGCGCCCGAGAGGCUGCUCGAGGAACACGUGGAGCGCCGCGGAUAAACCAGCUGCUUCGUUUUAACGCUUGACAGGCAGAGGAACAGAACGAGACGACUUAAGACAUGGCAGCAUUAGCGAAGAUGAAGUAACAUGCGAAAGUCGGUGGGAAACGUACAGGGAGAUCAUGGAAAGUCGGAGGAGAUGGACGCUCCUGCGGGACUCGCUGCUGCUCUGCUUCUUCGCCGGCCGUGGAGAUGCUCAGUGUGACAGCUGUAUGGAGUAUUGCUGUGAUGGGGUUCCUCCGUUCUGCUGCUCUUACUAUGCGUAUGUGGGAGAUGUGCUCUCGGGGACGGCCAUCUCUGGGAUCGUGUUCGGGGUGGUGUUUCUGAUGGGUGCCGUCGCGGCCGUCUUUCUGUGCAUCUGUAUGUGUGUGAAGAACGGCCGCGGGGCGAGAGUGGGCGUCUUCGGCUCGUCCUACAUCAACACCGUGACUCAGGGUUACCCAGGUCCUCCACCUCCGUACAGUUACGACUACGAGAUGUACGCUCCGGAUCUACGGCCUCCUCCGUACACUCCCACUCCACCCAGAGCCACAGGCUGCUCUCCACCUCCACCCUAUCCGGGCUACAGCCGCAAGUGAGCCUCCCGGCGUGCGCAAAAUAAUGCACAAAUAUUAAAAACGAUAAUCCCUGCU